AUGGCUCGGGGCGGGUGGACGGAGAGCUUCAGCGUCUUCGUUGGGCUUUACCAUCAUGCCCCUAAGCGGAGACUCCUUUUCCGCGUUGGUGCCAAACCGUCUGCUCCCGCCUUUGGAGUCUUCACCGCCAUCUGCAUCCCAGAGCUCGUGGUGGGCAUCGACAUUUGCCCGCACAUCUGGCCCGACGAAGCGCAAACGCCGCCAAAUCUGAACCUUCAAGUCGAUGAUCUGAAUGGGAGGUUCACCUUCCCAUCCAACCACUUCGACCUGGUCCACAGCCAGAUGAUGGCCGGAGGGAUUCAUUCGAAUCGAUGGAGGGAUUAUCUGCGUGACAUUCAUCGCGUGCUUCGGCCAGGCGGCUGGGUCCAAACGGUGGAAAUAUACUUCAACGCGCAAUCGGACAAUGGUACACUGACACAGAAUCACGCACUUCGAAGGUGGUCGAGACGAUAUCUGGACAGCAUGCAACCGUACAAAGACCCUCGAGCUCCCUUGCAGAUGCAGAGCUGGAUGCAAAGUGCAGGCUUCGACUCGGUGGAGACGCAAAUGAUCCCGCUCCCGACCUGCGGAUGGUCCAACGAUCCACGGCAACAUCAGAUCGGCUUGGCGAACAGAGAGAACGUGAGGAGAUUUCUAUCGUCAUUAGGACACUUCCCAAUGACGGAGUUCCGGGGCAUGACGUCCCAAGAGUUCCAAGUUCUGGUCGCACAGGCCAGAAGCGAGGCUGACAAUCCGGAGUUCAGGGCGUAUUUUCCAAUGUAUGUUUGUAUAGGGCGCAAGCGUCGUUGA
Molecule: messenger RNA, 789 nt
Organism: Colletotrichum siamense
Lineage: Eukaryota; Fungi; Ascomycota; Sordariomycetes; Glomerellales; Glomerellaceae
Product: Secondary metabolism regulator LAE1
Exons: 8
Coding region: 1-789 (262 amino acids)
Molecular function (GO): S-adenosylmethionine-dependent methyltransferase activity
Source: RefSeq, a predicted model, not a curated record